AUGAAAACGUUAUUUGUACCACUGCGUAGAUGGCAUAAGCAAUAUUUUGGGGAUAUAUCAGAGAGGAUGAAGAGGUUUGAGGAAGAAUUAAAGAAGGUUGAUGAUAUGAUUAGUAGUGAAAGGCAUGAUGCGAGAAGAAGAAAUAACAGAAUAGAGUCUUUGGUAAUUCAUAAGAAGUUAGUGAGGAAUCAAGCAAGGAUCAAAGUUGUGAUUCGGCACUUUUAUAAACGUCUGUAUCACCAAGAAGCUUCUCCAAGAGUGAGCUUUAGGUAUGGAUUAGUUAAUCGGCUAGAGAAGAAGGAAGCUGAAGCCUUAGAGGUAUUACCAUCAGUAGAGAAAGUGAAAGACUCGGUGUGGGACUGUGAAUCUUUUAAGGCUCCAGGGAGUGAUGGCUACAAUAUGAAUUUCAUAAAAAAGUGUUGGGUUGAUAUUAAAACGGAAUUCACAGGUGUUGUGAUGAGCUUUUUCGAGACAGAGAGAUUACCAGUAGACUUUAACGUCACAUGGAUAGCAUUGGCUCCAAAAUUUGUUGGGGCUAAGGAGAUAAAAGAUCUUAAACCGAUCAGUAUGGUGCCGAAUGCGGUUGCUCGAAGAAUCAUUUCUCUUCAGACGAGAUUCUUCUGGGGAAAGGAGGAUGGACGGCCUGGAAUGGCUCUGGUGAAGUGGGAGAUGAUCCAGACACCUAAGAAGUUAGGAGGUUUGGGGGUGGGUGAUGCGGAAGAUACUUUGGAUGAGGAGCUUCUGAGAUUCAUAUUCACAAAGAAAAUUUAG
This is a messenger RNA of Arachis duranensis, 771 nucleotides long. RefSeq lists its product as uncharacterized. The transcript is spliced from 4 exons. NCBI's taxonomy places the organism in Eukaryota, Viridiplantae, Streptophyta, Magnoliopsida, Fabales, Fabaceae. The record is from RefSeq and is a predicted model, not a curated record. The coding region runs from base 1 to 771 and encodes 256 amino acids.